Messenger RNA from Larimichthys crocea (large yellow croaker), 4516 nucleotides. It is a transcript of the gene slc39a9, whose product is annotated as solute carrier family 39 member 9. Gene Ontology annotation, cellular component: membrane. The transcript is spliced from 7 exons. The record is from RefSeq and is a predicted model, not a curated record. Lineage: Eukaryota; Metazoa; Chordata; Actinopteri; Sciaenidae. Gene Ontology annotation, biological process: transmembrane transport; zinc ion transport. Bases 508 to 1440 code for a protein of 310 amino acids. Gene Ontology annotation, molecular function: metal ion transmembrane transporter activity.
UGGCAGCAGUUUUGAACCAAUCACAGCGGGUCUGAGCUCAUCACCUGUCUCGGUACUUCCUCCUGCGUGUCUCGUGCAGCGGUUCUCUGACGUGGCAGGUUCGCGUGGACAGGUGACCCGGAAGUCCUUCUCCUCGGCACCAAACAAGAGAGGAUGUUCUGUUAGCUUAGCUCGGUUAGCCUGGGUCACCGAGUCGGGAAGUCGCGGUACCGUUUGUUGACAGCCGAACCAGCCGAACCGGCCGGAAACGAUGCGGAGUUUCCGACGUGUGCACGUGACCGUGAACGCACCAGGAGCGAUCAGCUGUUAGUUUGAACCGAUGCUAGUUAGCUUAGCUCGCGUUACCGAGGCCAGCUGCCGUUACCGUCUCCGUUCAACCGAACACAUCGACGGUUUUUACCCCAGCACACUGCAGCCGGUCCGGGGCAUGUGACUGAACCCGACCAGCACCACAGAAAGCCCGCGUGUGUCCGUGAGUUCGGUUCGGAUUCGCCUGCAGAGAGAAACAUGGACGACUUCAGCUCCAUCAGCCUGCUGUCCGUGGCCAUGCUGGUCGGGUGUUAUGUGGCAGGAACGAUUCCUCUGGCCGUCAACUUCUCUGAGGAGAAGCUGAAGCUGAUCACGGUGCUGGGAGCCGGGCUGCUGUGUGGGACCGCGCUGGCUGUGAUCAUCCCUGAAGGAGUCCACGCACUGUACGAGGAAAUCCUGGAAGGCGGACACCACAGCCACGGCCAGGCCGGUGUCGUGGAAGUGUCCGAGUCGAAGGGUGAAGCAGAAUCGGUUCUGACCGCCGGCGGGAAACACGAGCACAGUCACGAGCAGCUUCACGCCUGCAUCGGCGUGUCUCUGGUGCUGGGCUUCGUCUUCAUGCUGCUGGUGGACCAGAUAGGCAGUUCUCAUGUGCACAGCACUGAAGAUCCAGAGUCGGCACGAGUCGCCUCCUCCAAAAUCACCACCACCCUGGGCCUCGUCGUCCACGCUGCAGCUGACGGCGUGGCUCUGGGAGCUGCUGCCUCCACGUCUCAGACCAGCGUUCAGCUCAUUGUGUUUGUAGCCAUCAUGCUGCAUAAGGCUCCGGCGGCGUUCGGCCUGGUAUCGUUCCUGAUGCACGCCGGGCUCGAGAGGAACCGCAUCCGCAAACAUCUCCUCGUCUUUGCCUUGGCAGCGCCCGUCCUCGCCAUGCUCACCUUUUUAGGCCUCAGUCAGAGCAGCAAGGAGGCCCUGUCAGACAUCAACGCCACUGGCGUCGCCAUGCUCUUCUCUGCCGGAACCUUCCUUUACGUGGCCACCGUCCACGUCCUCCCUGAGGUGGGAGGCGGCGGCCACAGCCACGCUCCCUCCGGAGGCAACGGAGGCAAAGGACUGAGCAAGGUGGAGGUGGUGGCUCUGGUGCUGGGCUGCCUCAUUCCUCUGGUGCUGUCCGUCGGUCACCACCAUUAGACCCCGGAGCUCAGGACGGAUUUCAGACGGGUGUACAGAGGGGAAACGGAGAACUUCAAACGUUGCGGAUCUAAAUGUCUUAUUGUUCGUCGUCUGCUGAUGGACCUCGUGGACCAGAAUGGCGCUCGUUGCGAGGACGUCUUGUGACUCAAAACUGACCCUGAAACAGGAAACAAAUGAAUGUCAGGGAAGUCGGAGUCUGCAGAGACAACGGAGGCACGCAACGAUCUUUUUUUUUUUUUUUUUACAGACACUAACGACGAAACUUCUCACAGCUACUGUUCGUGUUCAUUUGUUCCAUCUUUGAAGAGCCACAGGUGGAACUUCAUCACCGAUCCAGAAGUCAAAGAACCGACCCUGAUUUCAUUCGUCAUGUUUUACUAGACGGCUGUUGCACAGGGAGAUUUAGAUGGUCUUGAUUUCAGCCUGUGGUAUCAAGAAAGAAAACUAUAUAUAUAUUGUACAGUGUAAAUGCAACAAUCCAGAUUGAUUCGAACUGAAGUGCCAUAUUAGCAACAUGAAGAGACGUUUUUUAACCCGGUCUCUGUCGAUGACGCAGGAUGAGAGACGAGCUCGAAUUAACCAGCCGGAGGCUCGUAACACGUUUUUGUCUUUGUCUUGAAAAAUCAGCUAUGACGAGCGGCUUCACGGCUCCGCGACCUGUCCUACGACGAGUUCUCAUGGCGUGUCUGUCCUGUAUAAACCCGCACGCACAGGUUCACAGACCAGCCUCAUGUGUCACCACACCAACUGUCACUUUUAUUUGAUCUGUUUCGCUUCUGGAUGUUUAUUUCUGUUUUACAUGGAGAGUCAUUCUAAAUAGAGAUGUGGGGGGAUGUACAGAACUGUCUUAAGUGAUUGUUUAGUUUGUUAUUAAGCUUCGUCAGAGGUGGAGGGUCUUUACAGCAGCUCCAGCAUUAACUGUACCACAUGUUUAGGGACCAUCGGGUGAUAAUCGCAGAUCCUGUAAGAUUUCAAACAAACCUGCUUUUAGUCUUUUAGUUGGUUCGUCCCUCGUUAAUGAGCAAUAAUCACACGAGAAAUGAAGAGUCUGAAACGGGCACAGAGGAUUCACCUUCAUCUUUAACGCUUGUUUUCAGAUUCACGUAUCAAAGUCUGUCACCUCCCGUCCCAACACGCCUCGCGUCUGUCAAAGGUCGACGUGUUACGACCUCUCCUCUGUCAGGAUACAUGGAUACUGUUACUGUGUCACUGUGCCUGCUCACAGCAGAGCUCAUGUAUAUGUAUGUAUGUAUGUGUGUAUGUGUGCUGUACAGAGGAACUCCUUCCUACCACAAUCAUCAUGAUCUCUGUGUGAGUUGGGACUGCACACUCACACACUUGUUUUAUUUGAUUGGAGGUUUUGGACUCUACAGACUGUUUUAUGUAUAAAUUGAACAGUUUUACACACGAAACUCGUCGAUUCAUUCAAAGUUUAAAUGAUGAGAAGAAACCCACCGCGAUGCUUUUUCAGGCGUCCUUGUGUGACUGCGAGAGAAAGUGGACGGUUCGCAUGCAGACCAGCAGCUGCAUGGACAUUUUAUUUUCUGUGUGUGUGCAAAAAGGGAAAAACCUGCUGCGUGCUUCACGCCUGGAGGACAGCCCCAUUAUGUGCCAUUCAUCUUUCUAAACAUGGUUCAGCUGUUGAAUCAACGUGUUUAAGGCCACAACUGAAUAUUUUCAUUAUCCCAGAAUCCAAGGUGACGUCUUGAAAUGUUUUGCUUUGUCCAAAACUCCAAACUUUAUCAUUUCACUGUCAUAGAAGAACCUAGAAAACCUUUUUUUGUGUGUUUUGUUCAUGAUUUAUCAAACCGCCUCAGAAAACACGGUUUAAAAUACGAUUAAAGUCUCUAAGAUGAAAUAUUCACGUCAAAAUCAAAAGUUAAAGUUGCUUUAGCGUUUUAAAAACUCACCUGACGUUCUUCGUCAGGACUCUGUGGGUGUGUUUGACCAGAUCUAACCAACUGUUAUUAAAAUAAGCAAACAAGGCGCAAAAAAAAUGCAUGAUUGGUUUAUGGAAGUAACAUGACGGCUGCCCACAUCAAACCAGUGAAAAGAAAACAAACAUGAAAAAAACUAAAAGUUUCAAACUUUGGCAGAAAAGUUCAUGUAGAAGCAUCGAUCACUGCAAAGAUCUGAGUGAGUAAAUGAAUAUGAAUCAUAAUCAAAAUGUUUGUUUUUGUCUCAUGUCUCUGCAUGGUGAAAACCAAACAUCUCCAAACGCGGUGACUUUGAAUUCUUCAGAUAAGUUGAAGGAUUAAAAGUUCUUUUGUUGUUGAGAGUGUCAGACUGCUCAUGAACAGUGAAGGUGUUAUUAGUUUCUUCUGUCCAUCAUAUGAAGAUCUGCCUUCAGGAUAAUGUGACCACGUUUAAAUGAGAACAGAUCAAGUUGGAUCAUCCAGAGUUUUUUUUUUUUAUUUUGCAUUCGAAACAUUCAGACUCUGGAAGAUUCUCACUUGAUUUGUUGAACUCAGAAGUUUCAUAUUCGCUUCGUCUGUCUCCGUCUGUUACAUUGACGUUAGGACGGGACGUCUGCACAGUUUGGACAGGAGGAAUAAUUCCAGUGAGACGCUUCAGCUGGAUUCAUGCUGCACGGACAGCUGACUGUUUUUGGAGAUCCGUGGUUUUCACAGGAGAGAGACAGAAACGAUGUUAGUGUUCGAACCUGUUUCCUGAUGUUAACGUUGUUUUUAUUAAAUGAAUAUGAAGCUUCAGCAGUUAAAAUGCUGCACUCUGAUUGGCUGAUAACCUUUAACAUUGACUCUCACAGAUUGAUCACACGUGCACAGAUUACAAAUGAAAACACCAGAAUCCCUUUAAACCGCCACAUGUCUGCGGGAGGAGAUGACGGCACAUGUUGGGGCUGAGUGGACGUUUCAGUUCGGAUCCGUUUGGAUCGGUUCUAGGGUCGGGUUCAUAUUUGUAGUUUCAGUGGGGUUAGGUGUCUUUUUUUCUAUUUCUAUUGUUUCCUGUCAUUCCAGAAUGAGUCUGCCUUAUUUCCAAACUCUUUGAUUGUGAACAUUGGUUGUAAAGCGACGUGUUUUAUGACGACUAAAUUAAAGUUUUUUUAACUGGU